UCUUCGAGACUGUCGACGGUUGUCGUUGAAACAGAAGUGCAAUAAAUCCACUUGUUGGAAAGAAAAGUGAAUCGCAGCAGUGAGUGAGUGACGGUCAAUUUUCAUUUCGGUGUCAUUUACAAACCGGACAGCAGAAGCUGAAGGUCUCAUUUCGUUUUUCUUUAUUUUCCGACUUUCCAUUUUUUUUUCGUAUUUAUUUCUAAACAAACACUCAGUAUAAUGAAGUGUUCCUAUCGAUAAACUAAAUGGUAUACGCGAUAUUUUUACUGUUAUAUUCAAUGUAUAUAAGCAUUGAUAAAGUAUCUUCAUGCCUUUCAAACCAAGGCACCUGUUCAGUCGCCACUUAUCGCUAUAAUCCUGCAUGUCGAUCUCAAUUGGAUAGUGGCUCAAGUAGUUAUCAUGGUUCUUAUAAUGGCUUUCUCGGGGCUCAUGUUCGUGCAAGAGCAUACUCAGAACGCGGAAGCUUAUCCGACUAUGCUCGGAAAGAUGCCGAACUGCAUUGUCUCUCGGCACUAAACUGUACUUGGCAAAACACAGUUGAAGACGAUUUAGACUGGGUAUUAGGAGAAGGGUAUGUAGAUCCUACGAAACUUGCACUCAUCACCGGAUCUCAGUCCCUUCCUGGUAGUUUUGAUCAAAGUUUCCUGAUAUUAGCUUCCGACCCACGCCCGUCCCAUCAAAAUGGGCAAUUAGUGUCGUUGGCAAUUGGUUGUCAGCAAUCUACGGGAAUAUUGAGUUUUCGUUUCUGGAGAAGUAGAGCAAGAACACUCGGAAGUGAACCAAAGCUCGACAUAUGUACACGAAAAGUUUUGGAGGUCAAUUUGGAGAACUGUAUGACAGUUGUUCCAACAGACAACCACACAAUAAUUGCAAGUAUUCCUCCAGUAAUGGAACCUUUUGUGAUUGUUUUGAAAGGUUAUAAUUUUGAAAAUGAACCGGAAGGAGGCCUGAUCCUCUUAGACGAAAUUGAGUACUUUGCGGAACUUGAUCAACCGGAAAGUUGUGUUGCCAAGAAUUUGGAGGGCAUGGAUUUAGAGUCAUUCCACAAAACAGAAGGAGCAGAUGAAAAAUCUCGACACGAAGGAAAUACAAAAUCAAUAACCGAUGAUGAACAUGUCAUUUCCGGAGACACACCGGAUUUCCGAGCGGAAUCCCACCUGUUAUCUCGAGAAGUUAAACAGCAAGCAGCUCCGACGCUUGUCAACGCAUCGAGUUCAUUAAAUGAGCUUAUUCUUCUAGAUAAAAGCGCAGAAAAUGAUUGCCAAUCCCUACAAUGCUUGAUGGAUCAACAAAAUGCACCAUGUGAUUACAAACGUUCUGGGACUGGAGCAUCUGGUGAAGGAUACUUAGUUGGUUGGAGAAUCACAUCUGCUAAAAAGAAUGUGGCAAAUAAGCUAUCGGGUAUACAUGCGUCUCCCGAACCGUCCAAAGAUUCUUCAUUCUUGGUAGCUAAUUUUAUGGGAUUCAGUCGAACGAAGAGCGAAGAUCGGUUUGUCUUGGAAGCGCCGGAGUUCACAAUUAGUGACGCACCGGGCGCCUACCUAAGCUUCCGCAAAUUUCUCUCAACAAAAGGAUUGUACCUCUCCGUUUGUGAAGAUGGCUAUGCAACUAGGUGCUUCUGGAAUGUAUAUGAAAACAGUAUUAGGCCGUUUGCAAGAGAGUGGACAAAGGAAGUGGUACUGUUACCGGGACAAUUAACUACCUUCUACAUCGUGGCAUGGCAAAAUACCUCAACAGUGAUGAAUGUUGGACAAGUUGGAAUAACUGAAAUCGGGCUCUUCUCUGACUCACAAGCAAUAACUCCCUUGUGCUAAAAUUAAAAAAAAAAAACUUCUCACCGAUUAAUGAUUCAAUAGUUUUUUUUUCUCAGAGUAAUAAUUGCGUAACAGAUUGAAGUACCUCUAUUAAAAUAUCAUUUUCUAACUUUUCCUCUCUUAUUCCUAUUUUCCCAUUCAACUAAACUAUAAUUCAUUAAUAUCAGAUUCGGAAUCUCAUUGAGCUCUUUCUUUUAUGGCGAUUCAGGUCAUGGCGUCUUGAAUGUUUGCUUUUUACUUUCUUUUUUUCUCACUCCUCAUUUUCUUCUUCCCAUGAUUAUUUUGCAUUUUUUGCCGUUUUAUUUCUUACCAUGAUAUUAAUAAUUUUAAUAAUGUUUUUUUUAACCUUCUUUUAUAAAAAUUGUUGUUUUUCCGUUGUCGCGAAUAAACUGACUGUAUAUGA
This is a messenger RNA of Caenorhabditis elegans, 2217 nucleotides long. It is a transcript of the gene R04B3.1, whose product is annotated as MAM domain-containing protein. Bases 246 to 1814 code for a protein of 522 amino acids. The transcript is spliced from 11 exons. The record is from RefSeq and is marked reviewed. Lineage: Eukaryota; Metazoa; Nematoda; Chromadorea; Rhabditida; Rhabditidae.